AUGAAGUGCACAGAGGGCAAAAAGAAACUAACCAUUUACCUCCUGGUGCUCUACGCAUCUGUAAUCACUACUUUCAUACUCACUAACACACAGAGCUUCGACUUCAGAUUGCACCAUUGGUACAAAACAGCUUUUGCGUUAACAACCACAACGUCACCACUAAAGACAACUAAGCCCACCACCACAUCCACAACGCAGUCUAAACCUAAGUUCCAGAGGUGCAGUUACAAAUACCUCUCUCCUGCAAAUGAAGAACAAGGACGCAAACUAUUGGACUCAAUAACCUGGCCUGACACUCUGCCUCUGCCCAAACCAUUUUCACUGACUUUGACGACUAGUGCCUCUAAAAGUACGUUCACUAUUGUACCUCAAAGGGAUGGCUGGCAUAUGGGGGAUAGGCUGACAGUUUGGAUUCAAAUGAAGGAUUUUUAUGGAAACCCAAAGAGGAGCGGAGGGGACUUUGUAAUUGCCAAGCUCCAGAACCUGCAACUAGGGGCAGGUGUAGUAGGACAGGUGCAGGACCACCUCAACGGAACCUUUACUGCAGUGUUUCCUCUGCUGUGGAAUGGGACUGCGAAUGUAAAGGUGAUGCUGGUGCAAACUAGUGAGUCCAUCACUGUCUUAAAGCACCUAACAGAGGAGGAACCUGACAGGUUCACCUUCGGCAGUGACUUCAAGUCUGGAUCAGUCGAAGACACUAGCUUAUGCAACGUGUGUCUGGAUCCAAACAAAGCUCCACUGUGUAACUAUACUGACUUACACACUGGAGAGCAAUGGUUCUGCUACAAACCCAAAACACUAGGCUGUGACACUCGUAUCAGCCACUUCAGAAUCGGAUCCACCCAGAAAAUAAGCAAGGAUGAAGAAGCUCUCUUCCAAAAGGGAAUCAACUUGAAUGCCCCUAUUAUGGCCAAAGGAGAAGACACUAUCAUGAUUUUGCCAAAAGCAGGUAAGCCAUAUGUGGGGAGUCCAGGACCUUCCGGAUAUUAUUUCAACAAUCAAUGGCGAUCACUACGUGCCCCUGCAGUACGUCAGUUCAACAAUCCCUCAGUCAUUACUGCCUGCCUCAGGGGGAAACAGUUACAUCUGCUUGGAGACUCCACCAUCAGACAGUACUACGUUCACAUGAAAACAGCAUUACCAAACCUUAAGACUUUUGACAAGCACAGUUCAGAUCAAAGUGGCCCGUUUUUGGCUGUCGACUACAUCAAUGACAUUGUGGUGACUUACCGCUGCCAUGGGCCUCCCAUCCGCUUUUCAAAAGUCGCUGUGUCACAGCUGCGAUACGUGGCCAAUGAACUGGACGGCGUGACCGGUGGACCCAACACGGUGGUAGUGAUAGGUGUCUGGUCUCACUUCAGCACUUUUCCCAUGGAGGUCUACUAUCAGCGCAUCAUGACAAUUCGCAAAGCAGUUCUACGUUUGCUAAACCGAGCUCCGGACACUAAAAUCAUCAUCCGAAGUGCCAACAUGAAAGACCUGACCCUGUCCGAGAGUCUGCUCAACAGUGACUGGUACUCCCUGAAGAGAGACAAGUUGCUCCGGGCUGUUUUCAAAGAUACCAGGGUGUUUCUGUUGGAUGCCUGGGAGAUGGCGCAGGCUCAUUACCUUCCCCAUGACCUCCACCCACAACCAAAAAUCAUCAAACAAAUGAUUGACGGAAUCCUGUCCUACACAUGUCCUGGAAUAAGAGACAUACACACACCCUUCAUACACAGACGCACACACAAACACACUUUUCCUUAGUGUUACUCAAUAAAUCCUUCUGACUUUCUCUGAAUUUCAGAUUCAUGGUUCUCUUUGAUGCUUACACCAGAAACAAACAUCCUUACAGCAUGUACUGAAAAUAUAUAUUCAGAAUACAAAUUCUGAGUAGCUGUAUUAUGGUACAGUUACUUUCAUUUUGUGGUAUUCAGAAUACGGUUCCUUGCCUAAAAUCAAAGGAAAACGUGAUCACACUUCAAACUACAUGGUGAAGGAGAAUAGAGAAAACAACUCUUUUGGGUCAUCAUUGAUCAGCGAUGUUUAAAUGCAUAACAAACAGUGAAACAGACAUUUGUUAUCUUAGCUUCUUUGCACUCUAAUGAAUAAUGAUACUCAAUGUAAUUCUAUUCUAUAUAUCUAGAACACCGUACUCUGAUUGAACCAAGAAA
Boleophthalmus pectinirostris (great blue-spotted mudskipper) is the source of this 2153-nucleotide messenger RNA. RefSeq names its product NXPE family member 3-like. The transcript is spliced from 6 exons. Bases 1 to 1746 code for a protein of 581 amino acids. Lineage: Eukaryota; Metazoa; Chordata; Actinopteri; Gobiiformes; Gobiidae. The record is from RefSeq and is a predicted model, not a curated record.